Momordica charantia (bitter melon) is the source of this 1946-nucleotide messenger RNA. RefSeq names its product cytochrome P450 CYP749A22. NCBI's taxonomy places the organism in Eukaryota, Viridiplantae, Streptophyta, Magnoliopsida, Cucurbitales, Cucurbitaceae. The record is from RefSeq and is a predicted model, not a curated record. Gene Ontology annotation, molecular function: oxidoreductase activity, acting on paired donors, with incorporation or reduction of molecular oxygen; monooxygenase activity; heme binding.
UUUGAACAAUUCCUACACUGUGGACCUAGUCUAGUCCUUGCAUCUUCCAAAACGACAGUCGUUUUGUUAAUCGGCGUCGUCAUCCUCCGAUCCAAACCCAAACACGAGAUGUGAGGUUUUUCUGUAAACCCAAACAAAUCUGCAACGGAUACUAUGAAGAUGAACAUCAACAUCUACGUUUCGACUUUUGUAUUUGGGUGUCUCCUUUUUGGUACCAUCAAGCUCUUUAUCAAGCUAUGGUGGACUCCCAUCAGGAUCCAACGCUUCAUGAGGUCUCAGGGGAUUCAAGGCCCUUCCUACAACUUCAUCCAAGGCAACGCCAGAGAGAUGCACACCAGAAGAACCCACGCCAUAGCCACUCCCAUCGACCUCUCUCAUCGCAUACUCCCUCGAGUUCUGCCUCAUACUCACUCCUGGCUCCACCGUUACGGGAGGAACUUCAUUCAGUGGUUUGGUGUGGAGGCUCAGUUGAUCAUUACAGACCCUGAGAUGAUCAGGGAGGUGCUCCAUGACCGACAAAAAAAAUUCCCAAAAGCAAAACUCCAUGGCUUCCUAAACAAGAUCUUCGGAAAUGGUCUUGUCACAGCCGAGGGUGAAACUUGGGCCAAGUCCCGCAAAAUAGCCAAUUUUGCUUUCCAUGGAGACACCCUCAAAAACAUGAUCCCAGCGAUGAUUGGUUGUGCAGAAACUAUGAUGGAAGAGUGGAAGCAUUAUGAAGGCAAAGAGCUCGACGUGUUCCAACAUCUCAAAGUCUACACAUCGGAUGUCAUUUCACAUACAGCUUUCGGGAGCAGUUAUGAACAAGGAAAAAAUAUCUUCCAAAUGCUGCAGAAUCUGUGCGAGCUAAUAAUCAGAAAUGGGUUUAAAAUUAGACUGCCGGGAAUUCGUAAGAUCUUUAAAUCUAAGGAUGAUGUUGAAGGAGAGCGGCUCGAAAAGAGAAUGAAAGAUUGCUUCAUGGAAGUAAUCAAGUCAAGAGAAGAGAAGUUCAUAAAUGGUGAAGCAGAUGGGUAUGGGAAUGACUUUCUGGGAUUGCUCGUGAAGGCAAAAAACGACCCUGAAGAAUCACAGAGGAUUUCUGUGGAUGACAUUGUGGACGAAUGCAAGACAUUUUACUUUGCUGGCCAUGAAACCACCAGCGUUUUGCUGGCUUGGACUAUGUUUCUUCUGGCCCUGCAUAAACAAUGGCAAGAUCAAGCUAGAGAUGAAGUCUUCAAAGUAUUUGGGGACAAGAAUCCAACAUCAGAAGGCCUUCCCAAAUUAAAAACGAUGACGAUGAUCCUGUACGAAUGCUUGAGGCUGUAUCCGCCUGCGAUGACGGUAGGACGACAAGUAAUGGAGAAGGAAGUGAGAUUGGGGAGCCUGGUGCUUCCGGCCACGAUUCGGGUGACGAUCCCGACAGCUGCAGUUCAUCACGACACGGCAUAUUGGGGAGAAGAUGCGAGCGAGUUCAAACCAGAGAGAUUCGCAGAAGGGGUGGCCAAAGCCAUAGAAAGGAACUCAGCUGCAUAUCUGCCAUUUGGAUUGGGUGGUCGAAGCUGCGUGGGGAUGAACUUUGCAAUGAAGGAAGCCAAAAUUGGGAUGUCCAUGAUUCUACAGCGAUAUUCCUUCACCCUGUCGCCGGCCUAUGCUCACUCGCCGGUUCAGUUUCUUACCAUUUGUCCACAGCAUGGACUUCAGCUCAUACUUCAUUCCAUAUCAGAUCACACAGCCUGAAGGAAUUAGGGAAACCAACAAGAAUUACUGGAGACAAAACCAUAUGUUUGGGUGUAAAUAAGGAAGAAAAAAAAUAUGCAUAUGCCAUAGAUGGUAAGUGGCAUGAAUUGGGAUACAAUAGCAGUACAAGUGCUUUGGAAUUAUAGAUUUUGAAGUUGGUUUGGAUUAGUUAAGCUUAUAGAACAGUUUGAAAUUAUUAAUGCCAAGAAGUAAAAACUUUAAAUUUCUUCUUA